Molecule: messenger RNA, 975 nt
Organism: Trichomycterus rosablanca
Lineage: Eukaryota; Metazoa; Chordata; Actinopteri; Siluriformes; Trichomycteridae
Gene: gamt
Product: guanidinoacetate N-methyltransferase
Exons: 6
Coding region: 126-830 (234 amino acids)
Biological process (GO): creatine biosynthetic process
Cellular component (GO): nucleus; cytoplasm
Molecular function (GO): guanidinoacetate N-methyltransferase activity
Source: RefSeq, a predicted model, not a curated record
AGCUUUAUUACCCAGUGCACGAUCAGCAGUUCUUUCGAUAGCCUAUAUAACAGUCGCCGGACCUCCAGCUUUCUCUUUUCGAUACACCGCGUUCGCACAGUACAUACAAAAUUAAAUAGCCAACAAUGACCACCCCUGAAACGAUUUUCUCCAAGGGUGAGAACUGCAAGCAAGGCUGGCACGCAGCGAGCGCUGAUUACAAUGAGACCGAUACUCAUUUGGAGAUUUUAGGGAAACCGGUCAUGGAGCGCUGGGAGACUCCAUACAUGCACUCUCUGUCUACUGUUGCUGCGAGUAAAGGUGGACGGGUCCUUGAGAUUGGCUUUGGCAUGGCCAUAGCUGCCACCAAACUGGAAUCUUUUCCUAUUGAGGAACACUGGAUUAUUGAAUGUAAUGAUGGAGUUUACCAGAGGUUGCAGGAGUGGGCCAAGGCUCAGCCACACAAAGUUGUUCCUCUUAAAGGCCUGUGGGAAGAUGUGGUGCCAACUCUCCCCGACAAUCACUUUGAUGGUAUCCUGUAUGAUACAUACCCAUUGUCUGAGGAAACAUGGCACACUCACCAGUUUAACUUUAUUAAGGCCCAUGCUAAGAGGCUGCUGAAGCCUGGUGGUGUCCUCACCUAUUGCAAUCUUACCUCCUGGGGCGAGCUGCUAAAGUCAAAAUACAAUGACAUUGACAAAAUGUUCCAGGAAACACAAGUGCCCCAGCUACUGGAAGCUGGCUUCAAAAAGGAGAGCAUUAGCACCACAUUGAUGGACAUUAGUCCACCAAGCGAAUGCAAAUAUUACUCCUUCAACAAAAUGAUCACACCUACAAUCCUUAAAGAAUAAGCCAUAUACCAAAACUGCCUUUUUUGUGUCUUAAAAAUGCUUUCAAAUCAGUUGUUUAUACUUUCAAAUAUUGUGUAUAGUUCAAAAUUUUAGCAGGGCUAUGAAAUGUGCGUAUCAGUACAAAACAAAUAAAGAUGCAAAAGUG